Molecule: messenger RNA, 2597 nt
Organism: Anopheles bellator
Lineage: Eukaryota; Metazoa; Arthropoda; Insecta; Diptera; Culicidae
Product: zinc finger protein 345-like
Exons: 3
Coding region: 281-2545 (754 amino acids)
Biological process (GO): regulation of DNA-templated transcription
Cellular component (GO): nucleus
Molecular function (GO): DNA-binding transcription factor activity, RNA polymerase II-specific; zinc ion binding; RNA polymerase II cis-regulatory region sequence-specific DNA binding
Source: RefSeq, a predicted model, not a curated record
CAUGAAACGAUUUUUGUUUAAUAAAGUGCAAAGUGGACGCUUUUACAAAAUCGCUUAAAUAAACGAUUGUGCUCAAAAUGAAGUUUUCGGCAUUGAUUAAGAAAAGGAAUGGUGUACAAAUCCCAAAAAUUUGUCGAUGGUGCUUGUCGCCAACUGAUGCUUUGGAUGCUCUAACGCGCGACGAAUCCGGGCAAUAUAAAGUUCAAAAAAUCUUCGAUUUUACCGGUAUUCAGGUUUGCUUAUUCAACACUCUCCUGUAGUUCCAUCGUAUUUGUGCACAAUGUGUGAAGCGGGUUUGAAAAGGAUGCAUCUGUUUCGCUGGCGAUCCAAUCGAAACAAUGAUUUGGUUGAUAAAUUUAUCGAAGAGCAGAACACAACGAAGAUCGAAUCAGAAGUCAGUCAAGACCAUCUUGACCACUCUGCCGAGCAAACGGUUUGCACAGAAUUGUCUACUAAACCUGACUUUACCUCACCGAAUACAGCGAAGGUUUUGCACUUGAAUCGGAGGAGUUGUACAGCUCCUCAAGUAAAUGGGACACAUGAAUGUUGUGGGAACAUACCUGAUGAUUUAUUUGAGGCAGAGGAAAAUCCAAUUGCAAUCAAAUCAGAGUGCGAAAAGGUCGAUAAGCAGCAUCAGCUGCAAACAAUGAAUUAUGUUCUGGAACAGGAUAACCUCAGAACAAAUGCUUUGGAAUCGGUCUGUCAGGAUCAAAUAGAUCAUCCUGUGACCGUGGCAAACAAUACGUGUGCUGAUGAUUCAGCAGCAAAAUCAAUUCAAAACGUCGUAAGUUCCGGAACCCGAAAUGUCCAUAGCAAAAGUCAUCUCAAAAACCAAAAGCACCACUGCCCUCAUUGUUCCGCAACAUAUCCAGCUUUAAACAAGUUAAAGAUUCACAUGCGCAGUCACACUGGUAAAAAACCAUACCAGUGUAAAUUCUGUGUCAAAGGCUUCUAUUCAUCAAGAAUUCUGGCAGAACAUACGAAAAUACACAAUAAGGAGGAACAGCAUAAGUGCCCUUAUUGUGCAUCAAGGUUUUCACAGUCAUCUAGCCUAAAGAUUCAUAUGCGCACUCAUGCCGAAAGGCCUUAUGUGUGUAAAGUGUGUGAAAAAGCGUUCACGGCAUCAACCAUUCUGACUAAACAUUUGAAAAUUCACAAUAAGGAGCAACAUCGCCAGUGUGCCCAAUGUCCGUCAACGUUCGCCCAGCUUUCCCAAUUGAAAGUCCACAUCCGUACUCACACCGGCGAAAAGCCAUAUCAGUGUAAAGUCUGUAAAAAGGCGUUCUAUUCAGCAGGUAAUCUAGGACUUCAUUCGAAAAUUCACAAUAAGGAGCAACAUCAUCGGUGUCCUCAUUGUUCGUUAACGUUCGUACAGUCAUCUAACCUAAAGGUUCAUAUCCGCACACAUACCGGCGAAAGGCCUUAUGUGUGUACAGUCUGUGAAAAAGCGUUCAUGUCGGCAUACGUUCUGGCAGAACAUUCGAAAAUUCACAAUAAGGACCAACAGCAUCAGUGUCCUCAAUGUCCGAAAAUGUUCGUCCGGCUUUACAAAUUGAAAAUCCACAUCCGUACGCACACCGGCGAAAGGCCAUACCAGUGUAAAAUCUGUGAAAAAGCCUUCCACUCAUCAGACAAUCUGGCAAUACACUCGAAAGUUCAUAAUAAGGACCAACAGGACCACAAUAAGAAACAACAGUAUCACUGUCCUCAUUGCUCUUCAAAGUUUCCCCUUCCAUCACUGUUAAAGAUACACAUCCGCACUCACACUGGCGAAAAGCCAUACCAGUGUAAAGUAUGUAACAAAGCCUUCCAUUCAUCACGCACACUAGCACACCACUGGAAAAUUCAUAAUAAGCAUCAGUGUCCUCAAUGUCCCUUAAAGUUCGCCCAUCUUUCCAAAUUAAAAGUCCAUCUUCGUACUCACACCGGCGAAAGGCCAUACCAGUGUAAAAUCUGUGACAAAGCCUUCUAUUCAUCAGACGCUCUGGCAGGACACUCGAAAAUUCACAAUAAGGAGCAACAUCAUCGGUGUCCUCAUUGUUCGUUAACGUUCGUACAGUCAUCUAGCCUAAAGGUUCAUAUCCGCACACAUACCGGCGAAAGGCCUUAUGUGUGUAAAGUCUGUGAUAAAGCGUUCAUGUCGCCAUACGUUCUGACAAAUCAUUUGAAACUUCAUAAUAAGGACCAACAGCAUCAGUGUCCUCAAUGUCCGUCAAUGUUCGCCCAGCUUGGCCUAUUGAAAGUCCACAUCCGCACUCACACCGGCGAAAAGCCAUACCAGUGUAAAGUCUGUGACAAAGCCUUCCAUGCCUCAACCAAUCUGGCAAUACAUUCGAAAAUUCACAAUAAGGACCAACACCAUCAGUGUCCUCAUUGUACAUCAAAGUUCGCAGGAUUAUCUAACUUAAAGAUUCAUAUCCGCACUCAUACUGGCGAAAGGCCAUAUCAGUGUAAAAUAUGUGACAAAGCCUUCUAUGCAUCAAACAAACUAGCACGACACUCCAAAACUCACACUCAAAACUCCAAGAAGGAUGAACCUCAUUAAUCACUGUCUAUUCUCGUUUGAGUUUGUAUAAGAUUGAAUUUUAUAUGUUUAC